CAAGCUCCGGGCCGCCGCCGCCCAUUCCGGCAACAGGCUAUCAGCCAUGGCCGCCGCAUGCUGGAGCUUCGUAUAAAACACACGGCGUGCAGCGGCCGCGUUCCAACCCGCUUGCCUGUGACCUCUUGACGCCUCGCUUCUUCCUUCCCGGCCCGUCUAGAGUUCAAACCCACAGACCUGCAAGCAAUCCGACCUCGCCCCUGUCGACAGGCAGUAUAUCAACCCGCAGCAUUGCCUCGCCGUGUACGCCGCCUGCGCCUCAAGUCCACCCAAGGCCGUCCCAUCUCGCCUUUCCGACGCCUCCCCCCCGCCUCUGCUGCAUCCGCGCGCCCUUCGCCGGCUGGUUUUGCUCGCUCAUGCGCUGCCAAGGCACACUCUAUCCAGUGUUUUGCAUCAAACUUUCCUCCAUCACAGUUUGGUCCGAACUCGCAAAUUAGCAUCACCCUGCCCCAACUCCCCAGUGCGCCGGUCCGGCACAUACACCCGCCAGAGGCGCCAGGCAUCUGUGCUUGAUCACCGGUUCGACUGCCGAUUAUUUAAAGACGGCUUGAACCCCGCUCCAUCUUCAUCUCUCCAGCUUGAACACUACUAUUGCUAGGUAGUAGACGACAAGAGUGGUAGGGGAGUAGCAAUGGAGAAGACCAUCACCACUAGAAAGACGGAGAGGUCUCAUGAGGAGAACCAGGAGCGGGCAUACAUUGCCGCCUCGCGCCGCACUGACCGAAGUCUCGAGGCUCGGGUGCAGUCGGCGCGCAUGGCAAGCGACAUCCACAAGAAGCGCACCGGCAAGGGCUUCCGCAUCACCGAGCAGAUUGUCAUGAAGGAGGAAAUGUACGAGGAGGAGGAAGACAACAUGCCUCGAUCGUUUAGGCUGCUGGCGCCUCACCUGCUGACCGAGUCGCCCGACGUCAACCACCGUCUCCAGGACUUUGUGGACAACCGGUGCCAUAUGUCGAGCCUCCUCGCCAGGACUAACGAGCAAUGGCGCAAGGAGAAUGAGAUCAACAAGAUGUUCGCUGCAUCUUUUCCGCACGCCAAUCAGCAGGCAGAGCAUUUGACCCAGAGCAUGUCCCGCAACAUGUUUCAGAACCAGUCGAUGCCGCAAGGUCAAGCGACGCAGGCUUCGCAACCUCCCUACGUUCCGUCUCCCUCACAGACCUCCCAGGCUCCAUACGUCGCUUCUCCACCGGCGUAUGAGAAUCACCACAAUCAAUCUCCUUUUGGCCAGUACAGCGCGCCAUCACCCUUCGCUACCCAGUCACCCCCGGGCUUCGGGGUACCUUCACCUUCACUGAGCCCUAGGGAACGGUCCGCCAUCCUCGGGGGCGUGGCAUACAUUCCUAGAUCGAAGCGCCGUGCCCGCUCGCGGUCCCGCUCACGGUCUGCCUCUCGCGCCCGCGCGCCGCCCGCGGCUCCUUCGCCCGCAAAUGCCGUCGAGGCCCUCCCCAAUCCCGGCUCUCAGCCAGACACUCCGAGCACCAGGAUGACUAGCAGUUUCGACAGCGCCAUGGAGCCCGAGACGCCUGCCGGCUACGACACCGCUACCUCUAUCUUCACGGCUGAUUUGCCGAACGACGUUAAGAUGCUGAUGAGCCCCAGCGUUAAUCCGGCGGACAUCGCAAACAGCUACGGGCAGACAACGUACGGUCAGGAGUGGGCGAUGGCGCCUAUGCAGUUCCAAGACCAGAGCUCCAUGUACACGCCUGUCAAGGGCGACACUAUGGCGGACCCAUUGACGCAGCUGCCGUAUGAAGACGGUGGCUUGGAUAUCACCUGGGACCAUUUCAUUCACGCCGGCGCCUGGUCCAAUGACCAGUAAAAGCGACGACAGGCUCGUUUGGCUGACCCGCCCGGCCUUCUCUACUCUUCAUGAUGUUUUCUUCUCACCGUCUUAAUGAUUUAAUGCGUCGACUCACGAACUAUACGACGCUACAUUCUGAGCUUAGGCCCGGGUUGCCUUUGAGUACAGCAUAUGUGGCACGGGAAGCACCUGCAUAGGAUUUUAGACCUGAGGGCGAAUUGGGCAACAUGGCUUUGAAUAGCGACUCGAAGGAGGGGUGAGCAAGGCGUUUGUGGCUUGAUCGGAUUAUCAAUCACUGAGCGGUCGACUUGAAAACGAAGCGGACGAAAUGUGGUGACGUGGGCACGGUUUGAUUUUGUACGGCGCUCGCUGUGCGUUUGGGGCUGCGCAAAUUCACGCAUGAUAUCCCAGGGAAUAGAGCCUGCUCAUCGAAGACAGCUCGCCCGUGCUUUGGAUUAGGGGAGCGUUGGACGGGUAGAUGGGUAUACGACGCCAAUUUUUCAAAAACCCAUUGGUACAGUAGUUUGCACACAGAUAGACACUGUACACGAUUAAUACGAAGGGCCUUUUAGGGACCAG
Messenger RNA from Purpureocillium takamizusanense, 2380 nucleotides. RefSeq lists its product as uncharacterized. Bases 632 to 1819 code for a protein of 395 amino acids. NCBI's taxonomy places the organism in Eukaryota, Fungi, Ascomycota, Sordariomycetes, Hypocreales, Ophiocordycipitaceae. The transcript has 2 exons. The record is from RefSeq and is a predicted model, not a curated record.